Purpureocillium takamizusanense is the source of this 907-nucleotide messenger RNA. RefSeq lists its product as uncharacterized. Gene Ontology annotation, cellular component: EKC/KEOPS complex. The transcript is spliced from 2 exons. NCBI's taxonomy places the organism in Eukaryota, Fungi, Ascomycota, Sordariomycetes, Hypocreales, Ophiocordycipitaceae. The record is from RefSeq and is a predicted model, not a curated record. Bases 335 to 829 code for a protein of 164 amino acids.
CCCCGCCACCGCCGCCUCCAGCAGAACUGGUGGUCCUCGCGGCAACGACGACGACGACGACGACGAAUAUCCUCCUCCAAGACAAGACGACUUGCGACGACUGCAUUCCUCACACUGAGUCGCGUGCCCACCGACCCGCCCAGCACAACAGCCAGCACCAGCACCAGCAUCAGCACCACCAACAGCGCGCACAGCCUUGCUGCCUCCUCUCGGCCUCCCUCUCUCCAUUCGGCAAACCUCGACCGAGAAAAAGGGCCCCAGGACGGACUGACGGACGGUCCUUGCCGCAGCGGACUAUCCCCCCCGUCCUCCGAAUGCAUCGCCGACCGUAGCCAUGGCCACCAUCAUCACCACCACCACCACAGCUGCCUCGGCCCGUGACGACGCAUCCUUCCCCUGCUCCAUAGCCCUGCGCGUGCCCCUCCCCUCGGCGCGCCUCGCCUCCACCGCCCUCCGCGCCCUCGAGGUCGACCCGGAGCUCUCCCCGCUCGUCCGCCGCCACCUCUCCGUCGGUACCGCCGCCGCCGCCGACGAUGUCAUAGACACUACCACAGCCGCCGCAGCCGCCGUCGGGGCAGAACAAAGAGUAGCAGGAGUAGUAGUAGCAGUAGGAGGAGGCGAAGAAGAAACGGUACAAGAGGAGAACAACGAGGCGCUCAAGGUCCUGCACGUCGACUACCGGGCCACGACGAACCGCAUGCUCCGCGUCGCCGUAAACUCCUUCCUCGACAGCCUGAAGCUGGUCCUCGAGGUCAUGGAGCAGCUCGACGUCGAUGUCUUGGCCGAGCCGCGGCGGCUGCGUCAGGGGUCGCCGCCACCGCCGACAUGAUACACGGACAUGUUGCAAAGACAAACAGACAAAAAAAACAGAAGACAUCAUAAUGAUCCACGCCCCGCCGCUGCCCGC